Bombus huntii is the source of this 647-nucleotide messenger RNA. Its product is annotated as omega-amidase NIT2-A-like. Gene Ontology annotation, biological process: L-glutamine metabolic process; oxaloacetate metabolic process. The record is from RefSeq and is a predicted model, not a curated record. The transcript has 3 exons. Lineage: Eukaryota; Metazoa; Arthropoda; Insecta; Hymenoptera; Apidae. Gene Ontology annotation, molecular function: omega-amidase activity. Bases 99 to 365 code for a protein of 88 amino acids. Gene Ontology annotation, cellular component: mitochondrion.
ACUUUCCAAAAUACGCCGAGAGUAUUCCUGAUGGUGAAACGAGCGUUGCUUCAUCGAACGCAGCUAAAGAAAACAACAUCUAUGUAGUUGGUGGUACGAUGCCUGAAAUAGAGGGCGAUAAAUUGUACAAUACCUGUACUAUUUGGGGUCCCGAUGGAACUUUGAUAGCAAAACACCGAAAGGUACAUCUAUUCGACAUCGACAUUCCUAAUAAGAUUACUUUUCGAGAGAGUGAUUCACUCAGUCCUGGUAACUCCCUAACGACGUUCGAUGUGAAGGGCUGCAAAAUAGGUAUUGGCAUUUGCUAUGAUAUUAGAUUCGAGGAAAUGGCACGCAUUUAUCGGAACAAAGAUACUUCUGGCUAGUGCAGUACCUACACGGUGGUUGUUGAAAUAGCCGCUUCUCAUCUAUUUUCCCUAGCGCGGACAUCAUCCUUUGAUCCCUUACGACUAACGAAGUUUUCUAAGAUGUACGGCAGUUUGAGAUUCUACUUGAAAAUGAUCAUGAUUGCGGUCUGUGUGUCGUCUGCUCUUCUUUUUGUCCUUCCGUUAAAGACUGGUAAGUUGAUACUGAUUAAUUAUGCGAUCGAAACCCUAUAUAAUGGCUACAAAAAUGCCGCUAAUAUAAUAUUCCUUCUUUCUUGUAUC